This is a messenger RNA of Branchiostoma floridae (Florida lancelet), 4651 nucleotides long. Its product is annotated as vesicular glutamate transporter 1-like. Gene Ontology annotation, molecular function: neurotransmitter transmembrane transporter activity; L-glutamate transmembrane transporter activity. The transcript is spliced from 14 exons. Lineage: Eukaryota; Metazoa; Chordata; Leptocardii; Amphioxiformes; Branchiostomatidae. The record is from RefSeq and is a predicted model, not a curated record. Gene Ontology annotation, cellular component: synaptic vesicle membrane; excitatory synapse. Gene Ontology annotation, biological process: neurotransmitter loading into synaptic vesicle; monoatomic anion transport; transmembrane transport. Bases 448 to 2229 code for a protein of 593 amino acids.
CAGGCGUCAUCAAAUAAAUAAUUCGGAGAGGGCUUGAUGUAAAUUCAAUUAGCUAAUGUGUGACGAGACCGGGCUAAGUGUUCACGCUUUUUUUCUCUCUCUCUUCUCUCUCGCCCACAGUCGACCAGGACGUGCCUACGGAAAGAUCCGACCGGACAAGUCGAGUCGGGUCGAACAUUGUCUUCUUCUCUGAUACGGAGGUGUGGCGGAGGAAGAAGGCAGGAUCGCGCCCUGCUGCACACUCAGGUUUCCUGGGCGCCACCGUGGCAAGUUUGUGUAACUCGCCUCCGAGCAGAGCGCAGUGUGAGACCAUGACUGUCCGUCUAGCCGAGCGGGCCUGAACCUCGCGGCCCGCAGUUCCCCGAACGCCAGCGUUCCAUCAGUCCGAGGAGUCCUGAGUUUUCCAUUACAGCAGUCUCGGACCGGGAGGAGAGGACGGAGUACGCCAUGCCGUUCGGAGGCUUCGACUCGCUGAAGGAGAAGGUGCUGACCCCAUGGAGCGAGAAAGACCCCAUCGCAAAAGUCAAGUCGCCGAUUACAAAGGCGUUUAAGAAAGACACGGACGAGAAGGGGCUGGUGACGCAUGAUGAGGCCCAGGCUCAGCACGAGGAGGACCACCCGGAGCUGGCCGCCCUGCCGCCGGGGGAGGACGAGAAGCGGCCCGGCCUCUGCGACCGGACUCCCUGCGCCAACUUAACGAAACGAUAUCAGAUCGCAAUUCUGUCGUGUAUUGGGUUCAUAAUUUCGUUCGGGAUUCGUUGUAACAUGGGCGUGGCAGUGGUGGACAUGACCAAUAACGUCACAGUGCACGUGGGAGAAGGGGAGAAGCCGCACAUCCAGAGGGCCGAGUUCCACUGGACACCUGAAGCCAUCGGCAUCAUCCACGGCUCCUUCUUCUGGGGAUACAUCGUCACUCAGAUUCCUGGUGGUUACCUAGCGACCAGGUUUCCCGCCAACAGGAUAUUCGGUCUGGCCAUCCUGUCCACAGCCUCGCUCAACAUGCUCAUCCCCGCCGCCGCCAAGGUGCACUACGGAUGCGUCAUCGCUGUCAGGAUACUGCAAGGACUGGUGGAGGGCGUGACCUACCCUGCCCAGCACGGCAUCUGGAGCAAGUGGGCCCCUCCCCUGGAGAGGAGUAGGCUCGUCACCAUGAGCUUCUGCGGCUCGUACGCAGGAGCCGUGGUGAGCAUGCCCCUGUCGGGCCUUCUGACGGACUACGCCGGCUGGCCAUGUCCGUUCUACGUUUACGGUGCGGCAGGAAUGAUAUGGUUCAUCGCUUGGAUGCUGAUCGCCUACGAGAGCCCCGCCGCCCACCCCACAAUCACUCAGGCUGAGAGGAUAUACAUUGAGGACAGUAUAGGCGGGUCCACAAAGCGUACCCUUGAUAUGAAGACUCCGUGGGCGAAAUUCUUUACUUCCAUGCCAGUGUACGCCAUCAUCGUGGCCAACUUCUGCCGCUCCUGGACCUUCUACCUGCUCCUCAUCUCACAACCAUCCUACUUCGAGGAGGUCUUCGGCUUUGACAUCUCUCAGGUCGGCAUCCUGAGCGCCCUGCCUCACCUGGUGAUGACGUGCAUCGUGCCGAUGGGCGGUCAGCUGGCUGACUUCCUGCGGCGCCGCAGAAUUCUCAGCACGACGAACGUUCGCAAGAUCUUCAAUUGCGGAGGGUUUGGAAUGGAGGCGGUAUUUCUGCUCAUAUGCGGAUACAGUAGCAGAAAUACGGCAGUCGCUAUUGUCUGUUUGACUAUUGCCGUCGGCUUCAGCGGAUUCGCUAUCUCCGGCUUCAAUGUGAACCAUCUUGACAUUGCUCCCCGUUGGGCCUCCGUGCUGAUGGGUAUUUCCAACGGAGUCGGCACUCUGUCAGGCAUGAUCUGUCCAAUCAUCGUCAGCACAGUCACUAGACACAAGAACGCGAGGGAAUGGCAGACAGUCUUCCUCAUCGCAGCCAGUGUCCACUUCGUCGGUGUGAUCUUCUACGCUUUCUUCGCUUCUGGCGAUGUCCAGCCUUGGAACGAUGACAUCGACGGGUUAAAUGGAGAGAAAUACAAGGACAUCGAUAAGCAGACGAUCGUUGACAAAGACGAGUGCGCCCUGACUGCGGAAGAGGGGAUGGGCACGUAUGGAGCAUGUGACAGUGACAUCAUCCCGAAGAGCAAAGAGGAACUGGUCCAGGUACCAGCCAAGGACACAUAUCUCCAUGGAGAGCCAGACGACCGAGAAUUGCGAUGACGUAUCGGAAUAUUCCACGUAGAAGUGUUAAGAACAUCGGUUCUUUAGUAUUUCGAAGGUUCGAUUGUUGUGAAAACUAGCAAUCAAGGAUCAAUUGAAGUAUAUAUAGGGACAUCAACUGAUGAAAAAGAGAUUUUAAGAACAUGACAACCACAGAUAUACUCUAGAUUCAAGAUAUUAGGGCUCUCAAGUCUCAAGUCUCACCCUUUGUCUUAGACGAGACCUAGGCCUUCUCCGGGAGGAACGGUAGUGAUAUCAUUAUACUCAUAAUCCAUGUAAAAGUGUUGACCAAUGAAACAGUCUCCAUUUGAUGUAGGUGACUCCCAUUGGUUAAAAGAUGUCGUGCGUCCAAAGUGUACAUAACAUUAUAAAGAAAAAAGAGUCCUCCAAGCAAUAGAACAUUUGUUCAUGGGCGUGCGGUAUUUUCGGACGUCUUAUGAUGUAGGGUGUAUAAACAAAACUAAAAACAAGUAGAGCAGACUUGAUGUAGAUUCCAAUGUACAUAGUAGCACAGUUACUUCAGAAACGUUCCGCAGGCCCAAUGCGACAUGCAUAAUUAUUAUAUACAUCAUGCACUGGGAACUUUUCUGAAGGAGUUUUUCGACGCCAGUCCUGUCGGAGAGAGUUUUACAGCGCGCAUACAAUAGCGCUUGCCUGUGACGUUCGCAAAGUGAUAGAAAAUCAGAAAUAUGCAAUGUUCUUCUCAGCAGUUAAGGUGUUCUAUUGAUGGUCGAGCCAUAAAUGUUGCAAACUCGUAUCGUAGAAGCACUUCUGAUAUGUAGGCUGUGAGCUGAUGUUCAUGUCGAUGACGCAAGUGAUAUGUGAGAACGCGGCUCGUCUCACGAUCUCUCCAUAUUAAGACUGACACUAUACCACGUAUAAUCACUCAGGAGACUACUAUGUUAUACUGAACACGUGCACCAUCCAGCGGUAUCGGUGUAACAUUUUUUCUGGAAGUAGUCCAUUUGAUUGUUGAAUGUAUAGUAAACGACAAGAGCGUUGCAAUGUAUAUGUCGUUACAAAAGACGACGCCGAACAAAUGUCACGUAGGUGUUAUGACAACACGAUAGCAUCUCUGCAUCGCAGGUUAGGUGAUGAGUAAAAGUUCAUAUUGUUUCCUGUUCUGUAGUAGUCCUGGUAGACUACCUCCCCACAGUAGUAGAUCCUACAUGUUGGUGAGUACUCAGUAUAUAACGCGACACAAAUUCAACACAUCCGGCUAACGAUCGCGAAGCGCACAUGUUCACCUGUGGUGACGGUCUCCCGGAUUUCCGCGCCCGGGAGACCGCUGUGGCUCACGCGGCAGUACGGGGUGAGGGACCAGGCUGUGAGGGCACAACAUGAACCGUAGUAACUAGCGUGUGGUGAUAGCACUGGUCUAGUCCCUUGCUUCUGACAUCAUUCUCAAUGUACGUACAGAAACAAAAAGUACUUGAAAAAAAUCAUAAAAACCGUAAAUCCGACACUGAUGAACUGACAUCAGCAAAUCAGAAAUUAAUUCGAAGAGACAAGAAUGUUUAGAUGAUGACAAUCAGAGAAUCUAAAUCAUGGCAGAUAAAAUCAAAUGUGUGAUCUCACUGUUGAUCAGUUUUAUCAUGGUAUGUGUUGAGCUUUGUGCUGCUGGUGACUGUAAAUGAAAUGAGAAGAUGAUAGCGCAGUGUUUUUAUAUAGGUCUUGCCAUUUGUGAAAAAAUGUAGCACAGAAGUUUAGAGUAGCACAAGUAAGAAGAAAAUCUAAGAAGAAAAUCUAUAUGUGUAUUGUAUUGCUGCCCACAGGGACGUUAGCGACUAGUAAGAUCUCUAAAAAAUCCCCAAGAGACCGCUAUUUUAUGACAAUAAGUUGAAUGCAUGUACAUUUUUAGCCUUUUAGAGUACCGCGUCUAUAUUCCCUUCCUCCCCGUAUUCGAUGUCGUUAGGAAUAAAUGCAAAACAAAUGGCAAUGUGAUGGAAAUGUCUGAUAACGUCUGUUCAUAACUAAGGUGAGAACUAGCACACUGACAUGAUGGCUCGUGUACGAUAGGUAGAUUGUGGUGUAGGUCUAUUUUUUCCUGUGAAGUAUGACUCAAAUGUACCGGUGUAAAGUAAGCAACAGCACAACUGUAUAAUGAUUUUAUCUCACGUUCUAAGCAUUGUGUAGCGUCACGACUUGAUGUUUUAAAGGUUAUUUUGUGAUUUAUUCAUUAUAUGGCUGGCGAAAAAAAGGCACAUGGAUUUCUGUUGCAUGAAGUGUAAACUAUGUAUAAGUGUCAAUGUACAAUGAUGUAGAGUUCAGAAGGUUCUAUAAUGUAUUACUUAUGAAUAGUCAUAUCAUGUAACAACAAUACCAUAGACUUCCCAUUGACCAAUGAAUAGCAAGCACGUCUAUCAAGAACCAACAUGAAGCCCUUAGAAACUUCAUCAAUAAAAAACAAGCAAAACGCUAA